This is a messenger RNA of Meleagris gallopavo (turkey), 1466 nucleotides long. Lineage: Eukaryota; Metazoa; Chordata; Aves; Galliformes; Phasianidae. The record is from RefSeq and is a predicted model, not a curated record.
GGGGAUGCACGGAGCUGGGGAUGCACAGAGCUGGGGGUGCACAGAGCAAAGGAUGCACCGAGUUUGGGGUACACAGAGCUGGGGUUGCACGGAUACGAGGUGCACAGAGCUGGGGGAUGCACAAAGCUGGGGUUGCAUGGUAUGGGGUGCUCAGAGCAGGGGACGCGUGGGGUGCGGAGUGCACAGAGCAAGGAGUUUGUGGUUAUGGGGCGCGCGGAGCAGGGGGUGCCUGGGGAUGGGUCACACGGUAUGCGUGGGGUAUGGGAUGCACUGAGCAAAGGGUGCGCAGAAUGGGGAGAGCACGGAUACGGGGUGCACAGAGCUGGGGGUGCAGUGACCCCCCACCCCUCACAGCCCCCCCCAGCGCGGUGCCAUGGAGCGCAGCUGUGGGAUGGACACGUCUGGGCCGGGCAGUGCUGCUGAGGAGGAGGAGGAGAAAGCUCCGGAGCAGCGGCCACGGACCCGCUCCAACCCUGAGGGUGCUGAGGAUCGGGCAUUGAGCGCUCAGAGCAGUGUGGGCAACCGCAGUGAGGGGGAGGGGGAGGCGGCCAGCAGUGAGGACAGCCCGCAGGGCACCGCAGCCCCCGAUGGCACCGCCUGGCCCGGCCCUACACCCCCCCCCGAGGUGCAGGUGAAGACGCCGAGGGUGAACUGCCCUGAGAAGGUGAUCAUCUGCCUGGAUCUGGCUGAGGAGAUGGCUCUACCCAAGCUGGAGUCGUUUAAUGGCUCCAAGACCAACGCACUGAACAUCUCGCAGAAGAUGAUUGAGAUGUUUGUGAGGACAAAGCACAAGAUUGACAAGAGCCACGAGUUUGCACUGGUGGUGGUGAACAAUGAUGCCACGUGGCUUUCAGGGUUCACCUCUGACCCCCGUGAGGUCUGCAGCUGCCUCUAUGACCUGGAGACCGUCGUCUGCAAGUCCUUCAAUCUGGAUGGGCUCUUCAACCUCAUCCAGCAGAAGAUCGAGCUGCCGGUGACAGACAACGUGCAGACCAUCCCACCACCCUACGUGGUGCGCACCAUCCUGGUGCUCGGCCGCCCUGGCUGCCAGCCCCAGUUCUCUGUGUCAGAGCAGAUGAAGAAGAUGCUGCAGUGCCCCUAUUUCUUCUUUGAUGUUGUCUACAUCCACAAUGGAGCGGAGGAGAAGGAGGACGAGACCAGCUGGAAGGAGCUGUAUGCCUUCUUUGGCAGCCUGGACACCAAGGGCACCAACUACAGGUACGAGGUGACGCUGACGGGGCCAGCGGUGGAGCUGCACAACUGCAUGGCCAAGCUGCUGGCGCAUCCCCUGCAGAGACCCUUCCAGAGCCAUGCAGCAUACAGCCUGCUGGAGGGGGACGAGCCCCCCGAAGUGGAGGCCACCGUCUGAGCUGGGGAGGGGCCACCCCAUGGCCACCACACCGUUGGGUUUGGGUGCAUGGCCGUGGAAAUGGAGAAAAAAGAGGUGUUUUCCUGCCUGGCUGUGA